UUCUGGAGUUCCGGGGCCAAAGCGCAGUCACGUGGCGGCGCAUAGAGGGCUGUAGUGCUGAUGCUAAGUUCGCUACUCCACGUGGGAUCAGGUGUUGUUCGGCUGGUGCUCAGUACUCUGCUCCGUAACUUUAGGCUGUUAAAAUGGAGACUCCAGUCCACGAUGUUCUCAAGGACACUGCUGAGCUGUGGUCUUCGCAUGAGAAGAUGCUGAUGCAGCCCCUGAAAGACAGCGAUGCUGAGGUCUACAACAUCAUUAAGAAGGAGAGCAAUCGGCAGAGAGUGGGACUGGAGCUCAUUGCUUCUGAAAACUUCGCCAGCCGGGCUGUGCUGGAGGCCCUUGGCUCCUGCCUGAAUAACAAAUACUCUGAGGGCUACCCCGGCCAGAGGUACUAUGGAGGGACCGAGUUUGUCGAUGAACUGGAGGUGCUGUGUCAGAAGCGAGCUUUGGAGCUCUAUGGCCUGGACCCUGAAAAGUGGGGUGUCAAUGUUCAGCCCUACUCAGGCUCACCUGCCAACUUCGCUAUUUAUACUGCCUUGGUGGAGCCCCACGGCCGCAUCAUGGGCCUGGACCUGCCGGAUGGCGGUCACCUGACUCACGGCUUCAUGACCUCCAAGAAGAGAGUCUCUGCCACAUCCAUCUUCUUUGAGUCCAUGCCCUAUAAGGUGAACCCAGAGACUGGCUACAUCGACUACGACAUGCUGGAGGAGCUUGCCCACCUCUUCCAUCCCAAACUCAUCAUCGCAGGAACCAGCUGCUACUCCCGAAACCUGGACUAUGCGCGCCUGCGCAAGAUCGCCGACGACAACUCAGCUUACCUCAUGGCUGACAUGGCACACAUCAGCGGGCUGGUAGCUGCUGGUGUGGUGCCAUCUCCCUUUGGGCACUGCCAUGUCGUGUCCACCACCACCCACAAGACACUUAGGGGCUGCCGCUCGGGCAUGAUCUUCUACAGAAGAGGAGUGCGCAGUGUGGACCCCAGGACUGGCAAAGAGAUCCAUUAUAACCUGGAACCCCUCAUCAACUCAGCUGUGUUCCCAGGCCUGCAGGGUGGGCCCCACAACCAUGCCAUCGCAGGGGUUGCCGUGGCACUGAAGCAAGCUAUGACUCCUGAAUUCAAGCUUUACCAGACCCAAGUGGUGGCCAACUGCAAAGCUCUGGCCAAGAGCCUGAUGGAGCUGGGCUACAAAGUAGUGACAGGUGGUUCUGACAACCAUUUGAUCCUCGUGGAUCUGCGCUCCAAAGGCACAGACGGUAGCAAGGCUGAAAAGGUGCUAGAGGCUUGCUCUGUUGCCUGCAACAAGAACACCUGCCCAGGUGACAAAAGUGCCCUGCAUCCCAGUGGACUUCGCCUGGGGACCCCAGCACUGACAUCCCGAGGACUUCUGGAAAAAGACUUCCAGAAAGUGGCCCAGUUUAUCCACCGAGGGAUAGAGCUGACCCUGCAGAUUCAGAAUGACUUGGGUGACAAAACCACGCUGAAGGAGUUCAAGGAGAAGCUACAAGGGGAGAAGUACCAACAGGCCAUUGCAGCUCUCAAGGAAGAAGUGGAGAGUUUCGCGUCCCUCUUCCCCCUGCCCGGCCUGCCUGACUUUUAAGGAGUCCAGUGGCUGUAGCUGCCCCAAGGUCACAUGGUUGGAUGCCAGGAACCUCUCGCUCCCCCCAAGGCAGGGCUUCCACAGGGUGACUUCUCUGCCAUUCCAAGGGUGGGGGUUCUCUUUGGGUCUUUCCCAUCUUAUCUUUUUCACAAAUCAAAAAUGUAUAUAAGACCCACUGUUAGUAAUUCUGGGACCAUUUCCAAAGGA
Messenger RNA from Erinaceus europaeus (western European hedgehog), 1805 nucleotides. It is a transcript of the gene SHMT1, whose product is annotated as serine hydroxymethyltransferase 1. The record is from RefSeq and is a predicted model, not a curated record. Gene Ontology annotation, biological process: protein homotetramerization; folic acid metabolic process; tetrahydrofolate interconversion. The coding region runs from base 144 to 1598 and encodes 484 amino acids. Gene Ontology annotation, molecular function: zinc ion binding; protein homodimerization activity; mRNA 5'-UTR binding. Gene Ontology annotation, cellular component: cytoplasm; cytosol; nucleus. Lineage: Eukaryota; Metazoa; Chordata; Mammalia; Eulipotyphla; Erinaceidae. The transcript is spliced from 12 exons.